Molecule: messenger RNA, 2696 nt
Organism: Rhinolophus ferrumequinum (greater horseshoe bat)
Lineage: Eukaryota; Metazoa; Chordata; Mammalia; Chiroptera; Rhinolophidae
Gene: ATF7IP2
Product: activating transcription factor 7 interacting protein 2
Exons: 10
Coding region: 696-1931 (411 amino acids)
Biological process (GO): regulation of DNA-templated transcription
Cellular component (GO): transcription regulator complex; nucleus
Molecular function (GO): protein binding; transcription coregulator activity
Source: RefSeq, a predicted model, not a curated record
CUGAAAACAGCAGCAAGUGGAAAUAUUUCAAGUGAUAAUCAGAAUUCCAAUACUGGUGUCGUAACUAACAAAUGUAGACAUUCUGAAAAUGAUGCUCCCUCGUUGGACUCUAACAAAAUUCAGUGUGUUCACAGAAAAGUGAAGUAUUAUCUCAAAAUUUAGUAAAACCACUAGAAAUGUUGAUUUGGAAACAAGAUUGGAAUCUAUUGAAGAACAAGUGUGUGCCCUUACCAAAAGCUAAGUAAAACAAUAGAAUCUCCCAGGAAACUGUCUACACAAGAGGCAAAAGAUUCACAAAACAUUUUGGAAAACCAUUCUGAAUGUCAGGCAAAUGUAACAAGAUCCUUUUUUGACAACACGAAGAGGAUUGUAAUCUGAAAUCAAUUAGUCAUCCACCCAGUGUAUUGAGUGGUAUAGUUUCAAAUGCCAAAGUCUACAGAAAUCAAUACCUUGGAUGAUAACAGAAUUGACAAGAUGGUUUCCCACUUAGAACAAACUCCAGUUCUGUGUCACAUGGUAAAAGGCAAAUGACAUUUGAUUUUAAGUUCAGGCACCUGUUUUGUGCUUGUUGAUACAGACCUACGUUGGUGAAUUCAGUCAUUACUAGUAACUGUGAUACUGAUAUUUGAAAGUGAAGAAUCUGACAGAACCUGUCAUUCCAGCAUUUCAAAUUGUGAAAUACAGACUCAGCGUUCAUGUCGUCACUUGACACAGAUAGUAAUAACAGCCAUAGUCAAAAGAAGAGGAUGUUUUCAGAAAACAAAGAAAAUGUUAAGCGCCUGAAAACUUCAGAGAAAAUUAAUGAAAAUAUUUGCAUAGCUCUGGAAAAGCAAACAGCAUUGCUAGAACAGGUCAAACAUUUGAUUCGACAGGAGAUCUGUAGUAUAAAUUACAAACUAUUUGAUAACAAACUGAAAGAAUUGACCGAACGCAUUUGGAAGACACAGUGCAGGAAUAAACAUGAAGCAAUAGCUGAUGAACUCUUCGCAAAAAUAGCAAAAGUUCAAAGGCGUAUUAAAAAUGUAUUGUUAUCUCAAAGGAACUGUUUGGAACCAAAUGUGUCAUCUAGUAAUACAGCCUGUAAGGUUGCAAAUUCAGAGACUCCGAAUUUGGAUAAUAGUCCAGAUGAAAGAAAGACUUCUGGGAACUCUGAAUCUUCUAACCCUUCGGGAAAAGCACAUGAAAAGAUUGAUUUGUCACAGGAUCACAAUGAGGCGGUUUCUGAAAGUAACGAUGAUGUUAUGUUCAUUUCUGUGGAAAGCCCUAGUUUGACAACAGCAGUCACAUCAAAUCUAACAGAUACUGGAAAAAUGACAUCAGGAAAUUCUAGCAAUUCACCUGAUGCUGAAACUGAAUUUAUGACUAUAAAGAAGAAGAAACUUGAUUCAGUGAUUGAUCUGACAAAAGAAGGCUUAUCAAACUGCAACACAGAAAGUCCAGUAUCCACCCUGGAGUCUCCUAUGAAAGCUGUUUCAGUCUCAAAAGAAACAACCCCAGUGGCACAAACUGCAGCCCAGGUUCCUGAGUCCUUUGAGCACCUGCCCCCUCUCCCUGAACCACCAGCACCACUCCCCGAGCUGGUGGACAAGACGCGAGACACACUCCCUCCCCAGAAGCCCGAGCUCAAAGUAAAGCGGGUGCUGAGACCGCGAGGCAUUGCCCUAACCUGGAACAUAGCCAAAAUCAACCCAAGGUGCGCGCCUGUGGAAAGCUACCACCUCUUCCUGUGCCACGAGAACGCUAAUAACAAGCUGGUUUGGAAGAAAAUUGGAGAAAUUAAAGCUUUACCACUCCCAAUGGCCUGUACUUUAUCUCAGUUUUUAACUUCCAACAAAUAUUAUUUUACUGUCCAAUCAAAAGACAUUUUCGGGCGAUACGGACCAUUUUGUGAUAUAAAAUCUAUCCCAGGGUUUUCUGACACCCCUACCUAAAAGAAAGUCUUCAUUAACUAUAUGUUGUACUACAUUUUGCUUUGUUUUUCAUAUUUAAGUUGUCUUGUUUACAGUGUUCCUCUGACAUUUGCCGUCGUAAAGAUCCAGUUAAGAUUGUGAGCCCUUUGUACAGGGACAGCCCUCUUCCUGGACUUGUGGUGGCCUCUAGUCUCAUGAAUCUCUGAUUUGCAUUCGAUACGUACUUCUAAUGGAUAUGUUCCAGAACAGAAACUGUCACGGACCCAUGUCUCUGAGAUGUGCUGCAUACAAUCCCUUUAGUGACGGUAGAGCUGCUGCUGCUAUCGGAAGCCCUGGGAUUCAAGCAGCCACCGUUUCUUCUGUUGACAAUCAGUGUUUGGUGACCCGCUUGUGGUCAGUGUAGGUACAGGAAAAACCAGCACUUUUCUUGGGCCAGGGGGUCCCUAGGGUGCAUCUGCACCAAGGUGUUAUGAAAGUAAAUGUCUUCCCGUUCUGUUCAAAUUCUAAGGGCUACUUGUGCCCGUACCUCCUGUUGUUGUGUCAAUCAUUUGGGGAAGUAAUCUGGAGGUUUUCCCUCAAUCUGUUUGUAUACACGUAUAAUAAAAUGAGUUAAGCAUUGUGUGUUGUGUAUACAAAACAUACACCAUCUGUUAUAAAAGCAUCCAACCCCCUAUUUCAGUUGAGGAAGAUGGAAUCGCCUGCCUUAGAUUGAAGGCUUUAGUUUGCCGACUUCCUCACGCGCCCCUUUGCUCACUUCCUGGUCGCCAUCACUACUUGCAGAAAGAA